GUACAAUGAUAAUGGGUAAAGCCCACUUGAUCAUUCACAAAAAUCUAGCAUUAAAAAAUGAUUUAAAGAUCGUUCUUUAUCCCUAGCUCACAACUCUAGUGGGCAUUAAGUACAUGAAAUCACUUUGCACUUGAUAUUGCACCAUGGCUUUCUUCAGAUUUGCCAUCCCAAUUACACCCUUUUCCCCUUAAUUAAAACCUGAUAAUUAUAACCACCAAAACUUUAGAGAACAGUGAUUACUUAGUGGAGCACUUAAUGUACUAAAAACUAAUGGUAGUACAGAGAAAUGAAGUGUCUGACGUACGAUCAGUCAGCAAAAAUCUUUUUAUCUCCAAUGCCCUUUUAAAUUGCUUCAGUGAGUCCAGUAAGGAUCGUGGAGCAAAGCAAAGCAAGAUGAAGAUGGGACAAAUGACAUUCUUUUGGGGCAAGAACACGGAAGAUAUAUUUCCAGGAUGGCCAGGUCGAAGCUUAUGCUCCUACUUUUUGGGGCUAAUUUGGGUGUUUCUUCUUUCAUUGAUGGUAGAGCGGCUUUCCCAUACCAGGUUCAUCAAGCCAGGCACCAACCAUGUCACCGCAGGGCUUCUGCAAACAAUGAUGUACGCCAUCAGGGUUGCUUUGGCUUACUUGGUUAUGCUUUCCGUCAUGUCGAUUAACGUCGGUGUUUUGUUAGCUUCUGUUGCUGGGUAUGCAGUUGGGUUCUUGGUUUAUGGCAGUCAAGUUUUUAGGAAGUCUGGGUUUGGUCCCUUCGAGGAACCUUCUGAUAUUCCCCCUCUGAACUGUUGACAAAGAAAACACUUAUCCAUCUUAUCUGAAAGUUUCUUACACUCCAGUUUUGUUAUUAUUUUUGCCAUAUGUGAAAACCAAUUCAUAUUUAGACCAACAUGAAGACUUACAAGUUACAA
This is a messenger RNA of Theobroma umbraticum, 902 nucleotides long. NCBI's taxonomy places the organism in Eukaryota, Viridiplantae, Streptophyta, Magnoliopsida, Malvales, Malvaceae. The record is from RefSeq and is a predicted model, not a curated record.